AUGCCGUUUCCGCCAAGUGCGGCACCGAUGAAAAUCCCCAAGAGAUUUCGCACGCCCGAUAUCCCGAAGUACAAUGGGACAACGGACCCAAAUGAGCAUGUGACUACAUAUACAUGCGCUAUCAAGGGCAACGACCUCGCCGAUGACGAAAGGGAAUUAGUGAUGCUUAAGAAAUUUGGGGAAACUCUGUCGAAGGGAGCUAUGAUUUGGUAUCAUAACUUGCCCGAGCACUCGAUUGAUUCAUUUGCCAUGCUCGCUGAUGCUUUUGUUAAGGCCCAUGCCGGGGCUAUCAAGGUUGAAACCCAAAAGUCGAAUUUAUUCAACGUCAAGCAACGAGAUGGCGAGACCUUCCACGAAUACCAGCCGUACCCGCUCAAUCGAAGGGGGAAUGGGCGUAACAGCGAAUCGGGCAAGAAUGAUAGGAGAAACGAUCGAAGGAAUGAUCGAGGUCCAAAUAACCGUGGUUUGGUAAACCGAAAUGUUUUCGAUAGAGCUCCGGGAAACAGAGAAACUCCAAGGUUAUCCGAGUACAACUUUUGCGUCGAUGUAGCAACUUUAGCGGCAGCUGUUAUCCGAAAUAAAGAAACAAGGCAUCCGAGGCCAAUCCAAUCUGACCCGGAGAAGCGGGACAAAAGUCUUAUUUGUAAGUAUCAUCAUACUCACGGCCAUCGAAUCGAGGAUUGUCGACAGCUGAGGGAGGAGGUCCCCCGUUUGUUCAAUUUGGGGCAUCUUCGAGAAUUCCUAAUUGAACGAGCCAAAACCCAUUUUAAAAACCUGAAUUCCAAUAAGCAGGAUAGGCCGGAAGAGCCCCAUCAGGUGAUACACAUGAUCAUGGGAGGAACUGAAGUUCCCAUGGGACCGAUUAUGAAGCGCACGAAAAUUUUCAUAACCAGGGAAAAGCGUAUCCGAAACGAUGACCCCGAUGGCCCCAUCACGUUCAAUGACGAGGACAUGGAAGGCAUCGCCCAGCCGCAUAAUGACGCACUGGUAGCUCGGCUAAUAUCAUCCGAUGGAGAGUCAUCGAACAGCUGGGACUAG
Messenger RNA from Lycium ferocissimum, 1038 nucleotides. RefSeq lists its product as uncharacterized. The record is from RefSeq and is a predicted model, not a curated record. The transcript has 3 exons. Bases 1 to 1038 code for a protein of 345 amino acids. NCBI's taxonomy places the organism in Eukaryota, Viridiplantae, Streptophyta, Magnoliopsida, Solanales, Solanaceae.